Notothenia coriiceps (black rockcod) is the source of this 535-nucleotide messenger RNA. RefSeq names its product probable phospholipid-transporting ATPase VA. Gene Ontology annotation, biological process: phospholipid translocation. The transcript is spliced from 5 exons. Gene Ontology annotation, molecular function: ATPase-coupled intramembrane lipid carrier activity. The record is from RefSeq and is a predicted model, not a curated record. The annotation marks the transcript as partial. Gene Ontology annotation, cellular component: plasma membrane. Lineage: Eukaryota; Metazoa; Chordata; Actinopteri; Perciformes; Nototheniidae.
AUGGAAGUGGAGAGGCGUUACGUGGAGAAGUUCUGGAAGGAGGUGAGGGUGGGAGACUUCAUCCGGCUGCGCUGUAACGAGAUCCUCCCCGCCGACGUCCUGCUGCUCAGCUCCAGCGACCCGGACCGCCUCUGUCACAUCGAGACGGCCACGCUGGACGGAGAGACCAACCUGAAGCAGAGGCAGGUGGUGCGCAGCUUCCUGGACCUGGAUUGUGAUUUCGACCCCCUGAAGUACAACGGCAUCAUUGAAUGUGAAAAACCAAACAACGACCUGAACAGAUUCAGAGGCUACAUAGUCCAUCGCAGUGGCCGGAGAGAUGCACUUUACAAAGAGAACCUGCUGCUGAGAGGCUGCACCAUCAGAAACACAGAGGAGGCCGUGGGGAUCAUUAUUUACGCAGGUCACGAAACCAAAGCCAUGCUUAACAACAACGGGCCGCGAUACAAACGCAGCAAACUGGAGCGUCAGAUGAACGUGCACGUGUUCUGGUGCGUCAUCAUCCUGCUGGUCAUGUGCCUGUUCACUGCGAUCG